AUGGCCACCGGCUCGACCGUACAAGAGAGGGGCGGCACAGAGCCGCACACCGAGGAAGAGGAGGAGGACGCGCUGGACCAGGUCUGCCGCGGGUUCCCGCCGCUCGCGCUGCCGGGCGAGGCGUUCAGCGCCGUGGCCGCACUGCUGCGCACGCUGCAGGCGACAGCCGCGGCCGGCGAGCGGCCAGCGGCGGCGCCCAAGGCCGCGGCAGCCGCCGCGCCGACGGCCGGGCUGGAUGAGCUCGCCGCGCUCGCGCGCUGGGACGGCGCGCUCGCCGAGGACGAGGGCGCGCUGCGCGCGCGUCUCCAGCGCAUCCACGCGCUCGCCGGGCCCGACGCGCGCGCCAAGGCGCGGGCGGCGCAGGCCCUGAUGUCGCGCGCGCACGCCGCCGCCGCGGCCCCGCCGCCGCCACCACCGCCGCCGCCGCCGCCCUCGUACCACCCGUCCGGCGCGCUCGGCUGCGCCCACUACAUGCGCAACUGCGCGCUGCUCUGCAGCACCUGCCACACCUGGCACGUCUGCCGCCUCUGCCACGACGCCGUCGCCGACCACCCGCUGCAGCAGCCGCCGCCCACGCGCGUCGCCUGCAUGUUCUGCAGCGCCGUCCAGCCGCCCGCCGCCGCCUGCACCGCCUGCGGCCGCCGCCUCGCGCGCUACUUCUGCGCGCCCUGCGUGCUCUACGACAACGACGACGCCAAGGACAUCUACCACUGCGACCGCUGCGGCAUCUGCCGCCUCGGCCUCGGCCUGGGCCACGACUUCUUCCACUGCGACGGCUGCGGCGCCUGCCUCGCGAUCGAGCUCCGCGGCAACCACCGCUGCACCGAGGCCGCCACCCGCGCGCCCUGCCCCAUCUGCGCCGACGACAUGUUCACCUCCGUGCGCCCCGUCAUGUACAUGUCGCCCUGCGGCCACGCCAUCCACAAGCACUGCUUCGCCGCCCACACCCGCCACUCCUACAAGUGCCCCCACUGCCGCGUCUCCGUGCUCAACAUGGAGGCCCGCUUCCGCGUGCUGGACCGCGAGCUCGCCGACGCCCCGCUGCCCGAGCCCUACGCCCUCUGGCGCUGCGACAUCCUGUGCAACGACUGCGCCGCCCGCUCCACCUGCCGCUUCCACAUCCUGGGCCUGCGCUGCGGCCACUGCGCCAGCUACAACACGCGCCAGCUGCGCCUGCUCCGCCCCGACGACCCCGCGCCCGACGCGCCCGACGACACCCAGGCCGCCCAGCGCGCCUCGCUGCUCCGCGCCCUCUUCCACCAUGAGACCGUUAGCCCCCUUAUCGACCCCUCCCACGUGACUGCAGGCAUCGACGACUACCUCCGCCGCGUCCCUGCCGCCCCCAGCCUGCCCUCUCCUGCCACAGAAGCCUCCGCACGCCUCGUUGCUCUCGGCCGCUGCCUGCGUCACCUGCUGGCGCCGCCGGAGUCGCCCCCGCGCGGCCCGUAG
Eremothecium gossypii ATCC 10895 is the source of this 1449-nucleotide messenger RNA. Its product is annotated as RING finger and CHY zinc finger domain-containing protein. Gene Ontology annotation, cellular component: nucleus. Lineage: Eukaryota; Fungi; Ascomycota; Saccharomycetes; Saccharomycetales; Saccharomycetaceae. The coding region runs from base 1 to 1449 and encodes 482 amino acids. Gene Ontology annotation, biological process: protein ubiquitination; ubiquitin-dependent protein catabolic process. The record is from RefSeq and is marked provisional. Gene Ontology annotation, molecular function: ubiquitin protein ligase activity; zinc ion binding. The transcript has a single exon.